Messenger RNA from Beta vulgaris subsp. vulgaris (sugar beet), 943 nucleotides. RefSeq lists its product as uncharacterized. Lineage: Eukaryota; Viridiplantae; Streptophyta; Magnoliopsida; Caryophyllales; Amaranthaceae. The coding region runs from base 424 to 768 and encodes 114 amino acids. The record is from RefSeq and is a predicted model, not a curated record. The transcript has 3 exons.
UGGUCAAUACUCCAUUAAUGUUGUCUUCUUCUUCACCCUUCCAUGGCCACUUGGCAAGCAUGCCAAGACACUCCCUCCUUCUUCCUCUGCCAAAAAUCUAUCACCAAUCCCUCUCCUUAGCUUCUUCAAGCCAAAAAUUCAGAAUACUUACUUCAAUUAUAUCCCUCCCAACCACUGAUUUUGUGUUCUCAAUUUCACUAUAAAUCGCCAUGAAAAUCUCUCAACAAGAAUACCAUCAAAAAUAAUUUUCAUCCUUUCAUCUCACCUCACCACCACCUAAGAACUAAUCGGAAUUUUCCGUUAACAACUCACUUGAAAACGUGACCCAAAGAAAACCAAAAAGGAAACCCGAAUUUUCUCUCUCUCUCUCCUCUGUUUCGGGAUUUCAAACACCCCCACCACCGGCUCCCGCCGGCUCAGACGAUGCCAGGUCUGCCGCCUACCACUCGUGUGUCACUCGCCGGCCACCAGCACGCUCGCCGGAGCUCUGCCGUGACCCCCGCACUCUCCUAUUCCGUCGCACUCUCUCUCGCUCCUCUUCAUCGAGCUCGCGUCUGUUAUACGCGCAACACCACUGAUAACCUAUGCGCGCCACACUGCCGGAGACCACCGCCGCUUCUCGCCGCCGUUCGCCGGAGCCGGAAUCCCCCUGCCUCGCUUCUCGUUGUCGUCCCUGCUCUAGUAGCAGAGAUUAAAGAAGAUAAAGGAUAUUACAAGCUUCCCCCGGCUAUCAAGGUUGUUAGGCAAGAAUUCAGGUACCGAUGGUGAUAACGGGAUGGCGUAGCAGUGAGGAUUUAUAUAAUAUCUAGAUUAUGUAGACUCUUAUAGUUUUAAUUUAAGUUAAUGUCAAAACUCUGAUUAGUAACUAAGUUUCUAUUAAUCAAGACUAAUGUUGGAUCCAUAUUAUGUUUCAUGUUAUAAAAUGUUUAAGUUUAUGAUUUUA